CUUCUUCUUGCAUUCUCCGCCCAUCUUCUCCGCCCCUCUUUAUACGCUCUUUUCUCCUCUCUUUCUUCUACAAGUUUCCCUUUUUCCAAUCUCUGAUCUUUCUUUUUCUUCCUUCAACAAAAAUGUCUUCCACUUUUUCUUCUUCCAUCAACACCAUAACACCCCGCUCUUUUUCAACUAAUAACUCUUCACUCACUCCCUUUCUGGGAUCCACCCGUCACCUCCGUUUCAAUCCUCUUACUAACUCUGCGUUGCCUCUUCCAAAGCUUCGCCAAUCCAGCAUCGUUGCUGUCUCUGAUGUUAAGGAAAAAAACCUCAAAUCUUCUCCAUCUGUUGGCAAUGUGUUGAUAACAAAGGAGGAAGGAUUGGAGCUCUAUGAAGACAUGGUUUUGAGCAGGAUAUUUGAAGACAUGUGUGCCCAGAUGUACUACAGAGGCAAAAUGUUUGGCUUUGUUCAUUUAUACAAUGGCCAAGAAGCUGUUUCCACUGGUUUCAUUAAAUUGUUGAGGAAACAAGACACUGUUGUUAGUACUUACAGAGACCAUGUUCAUGCUUUAAGUAAAGGAGUGUCUGCUCGUGAAGUUAUGAGUGAGCUCUUUGGGAAGACCACUGGCUGUGUUAGAGGCCAAGGUGGGUCUAUGCACAUGUUCUCUAAAGAACAUAAUUUGAUUGGUGGAUUUGCAUUCAUUGGUGAAGGGAUACCUAUUGCCACUGGUGCUGCAUUUACUUCAAAGUACAAACGAGAGGUUUUGAAGGACAGUAAUUGUGAUGAUAUCACUGUUGCCUUCUUUGGAGAUGGUACCUGUAACAAUGGACAGUUUUUUGAGUGUUUAAAUAUGGCAGCAUUGUGGAAAUUGCCCAUUGUGUUUGUGGUCGAGAACAACUUGUGGGCAAUUGGGAUGUCACAUUUGAGAGCAACCUCUGAUCCCGAGAUAUGGAAGAAAGGGCCUGCCUUUGGAAUGCCUGGUGUUCAAGUAGAUGGAAUGGAUGUCUUGAAGGUGAGAGAAGUAGCUAAGGAGGCAACUGAGAGAGCUAGAAGAGGGGAUGGACCCACUUUGGUUGAAUGUGAAACCUACAGAUUUAGAGGACAUUCUUUGGCUGAUCCUGAUGAGCUUCGUGAUCCUUCUGAGAAGGCUCACUAUGCAGCAAGAGAUCCCCUCACAGCUUUGAAAAAGUACAUGAUUGAGAGCAAAUUGGCCAGUGAAGCUGAAUUAAAAGCCAUAGAGAAGAAGAUUGAAGAGUUGGUUGAGGAUUCUGUGGAAUUUGCAGAUGCAAGCCCCCAUCCACCUAGAAGUCAGCUGCUGGAAAAUGUAUUUGCUGAUCCAAAAGGCUUUGGAAUUGGCCCUGAUGGAAGGUACAGAUGUGAGGAUCCCAAAUUCACAGAAGGAACUGCCCAUGUCUAGUUCUUAUGUAAUGGUCAGAAGUCCAUUCAUAUUAUAGUCAUUACUUCCUUCUUACUGUAAUUUCCAUUUUGCUGAAUGCUCAGGAUACUCAUGCUGUGCUUUUAAUUUUCAAUUUAAUAAUUAAGCCCCCAAUACGAUUCUAUAAGAAA
Messenger RNA from Mangifera indica (mango), 1552 nucleotides. Its product is annotated as pyruvate dehydrogenase E1 component subunit alpha-3, chloroplastic-like. The record is from RefSeq and is a predicted model, not a curated record. Gene Ontology annotation, cellular component: intracellular membrane-bounded organelle. The transcript is spliced from 3 exons. Lineage: Eukaryota; Viridiplantae; Streptophyta; Magnoliopsida; Sapindales; Anacardiaceae. The coding region runs from base 123 to 1403 and encodes 426 amino acids. Gene Ontology annotation, biological process: pyruvate decarboxylation to acetyl-CoA. Gene Ontology annotation, molecular function: pyruvate dehydrogenase (acetyl-transferring) activity.